This is a messenger RNA of Pollicipes pollicipes, 1006 nucleotides long. RefSeq names its product macoilin-like. Gene Ontology annotation, biological process: neuronal signal transduction. The record is from RefSeq and is a predicted model, not a curated record. The annotation marks the transcript as partial. The transcript is spliced from 7 exons. Lineage: Eukaryota; Metazoa; Arthropoda; Thecostraca; Pollicipedomorpha; Pollicipedidae. Gene Ontology annotation, cellular component: rough endoplasmic reticulum membrane.
GUCCAUAAACGAGUUCGACGAGUCGGAAGACAAGGAGAAGAACUACAAGAACUGCUCACAGACGCAGCGGUCGUCCAAGUGGACGAGCAGCAGCUGCUCCUCCAAGGAGAAAAAGUCGCGGGCGAAGGAGGCGCCGGUGGCGGCCGUCACCUCGGGGCCUCCGCCCAAGGACGAGAACGUCACAAAGUUGGAGCUGGACGUCAAGCGACUGCGAGCCGACCUCAACUCGAGCCGGCAGACGGAGCAGGAGCUGCGCUCGCAGGUGUCCAACCUGGUCAUCCAGGAGCGCAACGCCCGCAACCAGCUGCAGCUGCUCCAGCUUGACAACGACAGCCUCCAGUCCAAGCUGCACAAUCUGGUAACGUGUCGGCAGCAGGACAAACAGACGGUGGUCACGCUGGAGAAGAAGGUGGCUGAAGAGAGGAAGCUUCGCCAGGGCCUGGAGUCUCAGCUGCAGCAGGAGAAGAAAAAGGUGGCGCAGGCGGCCGAGCAGGCGCCCCGCUGCACGGAGCAGUGUAAGGCGCGCCGCCGUGACCUCGAGGCCGAGACGCGCCAGCUGCGCCGCGAGAACAAGCAGUACGAGGACCGCGUGCGGUCAGCCGAGCGCGAGCUGCAGGUCAGUGAGGUGGGCCUGGCCGCGGCCGGCCGAGCUUCACGAGAUCAAGGACUGCAGAGCGACUCGGAGGUGCUGAUGUCGGCGCUGUCGGCCAUGCAGGAGAAGAACCCAGUACCUGGAGAAGAACCUCUCCUCGAGACGCGACUCAAGAUGGAUCUGUUCGCGGCGCUGGCGCAACUGUCCGCCAAGGACCGCGAGAUCUCGGACCUGCAUGCCAAGCUGGCCGAUGUGCUGUCCGUGAUGCCUGGCCUCUCGUCGGCCGGCGUCUCGGGCGAUCACAACGGCUACGGCGGCAUCGAGCCAUACCCGGGCGCCAACUCGGACCCUCUACGACCUCAAGAUGACGGCCGAGCCACCCAAGAGACGGGCGCCGCCGGCUUUGUGUUCUGA